Messenger RNA from Alternaria atra, 444 nucleotides. RefSeq lists its product as uncharacterized. The coding region runs from base 1 to 444 and encodes 147 amino acids. The record is from RefSeq and is a predicted model, not a curated record. The transcript has a single exon. Gene Ontology annotation, biological process: mycotoxin biosynthetic process. Lineage: Eukaryota; Fungi; Ascomycota; Dothideomycetes; Pleosporales; Pleosporaceae.
AUGUUCGCUCGAUACAAGCUCCUAUCGUCAAGUGACCGUGCUUCGGAACAUGGCCCGGAUUCUCACUCUACGCAAAGACGACACUACCCAACGAUAGCACUUGCAGUGCUUACAAUCGCAAAUGUCUGUGUACUAGGCUUGUCUAUUGCCAUAUGGCGCACUGCGGGUGUGGCCGCUACGGUCACCCCGGAAGUUUCUUCUACACCUGCCAGCCUCGCUGUGCCCAACGCCCUCGAUCCACAACCCAGCGAGCUUGCUAGGGUAGAAUCCCUUCCCACAACGUUCGUUCCUUUCCAUUGGAAUACGCCAUGGGGUGCGCCCAACGCCUCGGAAGCUGACUCGCUGUGGGACAACAUCAACACUGCGCAUGGUCAUAUCGCAGUCGACCAUGAGUUCGCAGCAGAGAAUCACGUGAGUUACCUCGAACCAGGUCCCUGGAAAUGA